Bactrocera neohumeralis is the source of this 1044-nucleotide messenger RNA. RefSeq lists its product as uncharacterized. The coding region runs from base 1 to 1044 and encodes 347 amino acids. The transcript is spliced from 2 exons. NCBI's taxonomy places the organism in Eukaryota, Metazoa, Arthropoda, Insecta, Diptera, Tephritidae. The record is from RefSeq and is a predicted model, not a curated record.
AUGGCUGCGCGACUAAGCCUAAUAGUGCUCAACACGGGAAACACAACCACGUUUAGAGGACCAGGAUGUGAGGAAACUACAUCAGACAUCACUCUAUCAUCAGAACGCAUGGCAGGCUCAAUAAAGAAAUGGAAAGUCCUGGAGGAUUACACUGGCAGCGACCACCAGUACAUUUCCUUCACUAUCGAUACUGGAACAAACGCUAACCAGUACAAGAAAAGCACUGCAACACGAAAGUGGAACAUUUCGAAGCUAAAUACUUCGAAAUUGAUCUCUGCAAUAGACGACCAAAACCCAUCUAGCAGCUCCCCGAAAAAUGCAAAAAAAAUUGUCGAGCACACAAUGUUUAAUAUAACAAGAGCCUGUAAAAAAUCAAUGCCCAAGGCCUCCCACAGCAAACAUAAGGCAGCAGUUUACUGGUGGACUGAAAAUAUCGCCCAACUCAGACGCACAUGCCUCCGCCUUCGCAGAUCCUACACGAGAUCCAGGCGCAGAGGAGCCGCAUCCGAAGAAGCCGAACUAUACAAAGCAGCAAAAAAGGAGCUGAAGCAAACCAUCAACGACAGCAAAACGAAAAAAUGGGAGGAACUACGCGAGGAUAUAAACAGAAACCCCUCGGAACUCGGAUAUAAGAUAGUGAUGAAGAAACUCAGCGCUCGAGCAAAGCCACCUGACCUAACCGCUGGCAAAAUGGAUCACAUCGUGAACGCACUAUUCCCCACACACGAAAGCAGGGCUAAUGAUCCAGAUCAAACUCUAAGAUCUGCGCAAAUCUCCCAGUUCUCCCUCGAAGAGCUACAGCUAGCCACUGGCAAGCUCAAGGGCAACAAAUCACCCGCCUCGGACGGCAUCCCAGCAGAAAUCCUCAAAAUAAUCGCUGCAGAGCGCCCGGCAGUACUAUUGAAUAUGUACAACGCCUGCAUUGAACGGCUGCGGGAAAGCUAUACGAAAGCCUACUUAAACCCAGGCUCGAAGCGGCUAUCAACGAAGCAGGAGGACUGUCCCCUAUUCAACAUGGAUUCAGACCCUGCAGAUCAACUAUAG